Molecule: messenger RNA, 4411 nt
Organism: Chironomus riparius
Lineage: Eukaryota; Metazoa; Arthropoda; Insecta; Diptera; Chironomidae
Source: the annotation of a GenBank genome assembly
GUUCUUUCAGUAAUCUCAGCCGCAUCAAGUAUAUUAUCGCAUCAAACAACUCAAUUUGUUCAUCAUUAACUCUAUAAUUACACAAUUUUACACAUUUAUUGUAGAUAAAACAAGAUAAGAGGUUGAAGCACUUAGUUUUCAUCUAUAAUUAUUAGUUUUUGGUGAGAUUUUGUGGAAUUUAUUGGCAAUCUUUGAUGUAUCUUGAAGAAAUCUAGGUACAAAUUAAAUUGCAUCAGUUUUAGACAUCAACAAUUCCUCUACUUAUCCGUUCACACUUAAUUUUAAGUCCAAAAAGCUUUGUAUUCUCAGACAAUUCUCACAAAUCCCUUCAGAAAUCACUCUUAACGGGUUCAUUGCACCUCAUCAACUUCUAAACAUUGAGUAGCCAUUCUCCUCUAGCUAACCAACCCACACAAUGAACGGCUACAAAUUCUCAAUUGACCGCGGUGGCACCUUCACCGAUGUCCUCGCAAUCAGACCCGAUAAAUCCAUCAGAACCAUGAAGCUUCUAUCUGAGGAUCCUCAAAAUUAUCCCGACGCACCAACAGAAGCGAUCAAAAGAAUUUUGACUGAAGAUCUUGGUGAGUCUGCAGUCACUUCCAAUGGAUUAAUUGACACAGCAAAGAUUGAAUUCAUCAGGAUGGGAACGACAGUUGCUACAAAUGCUCUGCUGGAACGAAAAGGAGAGAAAAUCGCAUUGGUUGUGAAUAAAGGAUUUAAGGAUGUCCUGCAGAUUGGGAAUCAAGCGAGGCCAAAGAUUUUCGAUUUAAAUAUUCGAAAGCCGUCAAAUUUGUACGAAGAAGUUAUUGAGGUUGACUGCAGAAUUGUGCCUGAAAGGCCUGACUGUCAACUAGGAAAAAUGUCUGAAAAUUGGAGAAAAAUUCCUGGAAUUUCAAAUUCUGUGUUUUUGGUCAUGAAGGAACUAGACAAAAAAUCUAUCAAGUCACAACUUCAAAAAGUCUUAAGCAAUGGCAUCAAAUCCAUUGCUGUCUGUUUAGCACACUCUUAUGCCUGUCCAGAACAAGAAAUUGCAGUCGGAAAAAUCGCACAAGAUAUCGGUUUUACAACUGUGACUUUAUCCCAUCAAGCCAUGCCAAUGAUUCGACUAGUUCCUCGUAGCUUCACAUGCUGUGCUGAAGCUUACUUGACACCACAUGUUGAGAGGUAUCUGAAAUCAUUCAGAGCUGGAUUCCAUAAGAAUCUAGAAGGUGUUGAGGUGCUGUUCAUGCAAAGCGAUGGUGGACUUACCAAUAUGGAUAACUUUAGAGGAGCUAAGGCAAUUUUAUCUGGACCAGCUGGUGGUGUUAUUGGAUUUAGUGUGACUGGAAAGAGAGACACUGACUUGCCGUUGAUUGGGUUUGAUAUGGGAGGUACCUCAACUGAUGUCUCAAGGUUCGAUGGACAUUACGAUCAUGUAGUUGAGUCAACAACAGCUGGAGUCACUAUUCAGGCACCACAACUUGAUAUUAACACUGUAGCUGCUGGUGGUGGAUCACAGUUAUUCUUUAGGUCUGGAAUGUAUGUUGUUGGACCGGAAUCUGCAGGAGCUCAUCCAGGCCCAGCAUGCUACAAAAAGGGAGGACCCUUAACAAUCACAGAUGCCAAUCUAGUGCUAGGUCGUCUAUUUCCAGAAUAUUUCCCAAAAAUCUUCGGACCCAAAGAAGAUGAACCUCUUGACUUAGAAGCAGCAACAAAUAAAUUCACAGAAAUCGCUAACACAAUCAACAUCCACAACAACAAAUCUGAAACUCUGUCAAUUCAGGAAGUAGCCAUGGGAUUCAUCCGAGUAGCAAAUGAAGCCAUGUGUCGUCCAAUUCGUGCAUUAACUCAAUCAAGAGGAUUUGACACAUCGAAGCAUGCUUUGGUGGUUUUUGGAGGUGCUGGUGGUCAGCAUGCUUGUUCUAUUGCAAAGGAACUUGGCAUGAAGAAGGUUUUGAUCCACAAAUAUGCUGGAAUCUUGUCAGCAUAUGGAAUGGCAUUAGCUGAUGUUGUUCAUGAUACACAAGAGCCGUGUGGAUUGGUGUUUGAGGAUGGAAAUAUUAGACAUGUUAAGGAGCUGUUGGAUAGGCUGUCAAAAGUUUGUGUUGACCAGCUGGAAACUCAGGGAUUUGGGAAGGCCAACAUUUUACUUGAGCCAUACCUGCAUUUGAGGUACAGUGGAACUGAUUGUGCAUUAAUGAUAUCACCUAGUAAGGACGAUCUGAUCUCUGAUGUGCCUGGAUAUGGGAACUUUAUAGAUUCAUUCCUUAAAAGGUACCAAAAAGAGUUUGGAUUCCAACUCGAGAACCGAUCAAUCAUUGUCGAUGACGUCAGAGUUCGUGGCUGUGGAAAGUCAAAGAUUCCAGAAGAACUGUCAAUUCCUAGUGCUGUAAACAAUGAAAAUCCAGUUCCAGUGAAAAUUUCAAAAGUUUUCUUUGAUGAUAAGUGGAUGGACACUGGAUUGUAUAUGAGAGAAGACUUGCUAGCUGGACAUAAGAUUAUCGGACCUGCUGUGGUCAUUGAUAAGCUGUCAACAAUCAUUAUUGAGCCUAAUUCUUAUGGAGUCAUCACGAGUAAAGGUGAUAUUGUGGUUGAAAUUGAGAACAUCGCACAGAAAGUUGUUGGAACUGACUUGGAUCCAAUUCAGCUGUCAAUCUUUAGUCACAGAUUCAUGAGCAUUGCUGAACAAUGUGGAAGAAUCCUUCAAAGAACUUCAAUUUCCACAAAUAUUAAAGAACGCUUAGACUUCAGCUGUGCGCUCUUUGGUCCAGACGGAGGACUAGUCAGCAACGCUCCUCACAUUCCAGUUCAUCUUGGUGCUAUGCAGGAAACUGUCAGGUUCCAAAUUAAAUCACGCGGUGGCUCACUUAAGGACGGGGAUGUGAUUCUAUCCAAUCAUCCACAAGCUGGUGGUUCACACUUGCCUGACUUAACAGUCAUAACUCCCGUCUUUUAUCCAUCAGUUCCAAAUCCUGUCUUUUUUGUUGCUUCUCGUGGACAUCAUGCAGAUAUCGGUGGAAUUUCUCCAGGCUCAAUGCCACCACAUUCUAAGAGCUUGUCUGAAGAAGGUGCUGCAUUUAAGUCGUUUUUGCUAGUCGAUGGACAUAUCUUCAAUGAGCAAGGAAUCACAGAAGAACUUAUAGCAGCUGGAAGUAGAAAUUUAAGUGACAACAUUUCUGACCUUAAAGCUCAAAUAGCUGCAAAUCAUAAAGGAAUCCAGCUGGUUCGAGAACUGAUUGACAUUUAUGGACUUGAAGUCGUUCAAGCAUUCAUGAAUUAUAUACAACAAAAUGCUGCUGAGUCUGUUAGGGAUAUGCUGAAAGAAAUAGCUAUGGAUGCAAGGAAUCGAACUGGUAACAGUGUCCUUCAAGCUACUGAAUUUAUGGACGAUGGAACUCCAAUAACCUUGACAGUCAAGAUCAACGAAGAUAAUGGAACUGCUGUGUUUGACUUCACAGGAACUGGAUAUGAAUUUUACGGCAACUGCAAUGCACCAAAAGCUAUUGUCAUGUCCGCAAUCAUUUAUUGCCUACGCUGCAUGGUCGGAUUUGAUAUUCCACUGAAUCAAGGCUGCUUAAACCCAAUUGAUGUCAUCAUUCCUGAUAAUUCCAUUCUCAAUCCAUCAGAAGGUGCUGCUGUGGUCGGUGGAAAUGUCCUCACAUCCCAAAGAAUCGUCGAUGUGAUCCUUAAAGCAUUUAAUGUCUGUGCUGCAAGCUGUGGAUGCAUGAACAACAUAACAAUUGGUGACGAGAAGUGGGGAUACUAUGAGACUGUUGGUGGUGGUUCUGGAGCUGGACCUAACUGGAAUGGAACGUCAGGUGUUCAUACUCACAUGACUAAUACAAGAAUCACUGACUUGGAGAUUAUGGAACAAAGAUAUCCAAUAAUAUUAAAGUCAUUCUGCUUGAGAAAUGAUGAAUCUGCUGGAACUGGAUUGUUUACAGGCGGUGAAGGAAUCAAAAGAGAACUGAUGUUCAGAAAGCCUGUGACAUUGUCAGUUCUGACUGAACGUAGAGUUAUAAAGAAUUAUGGAUUAGAAGGCGGCGAGUCUGGGAAGGUUGGAUUGAAUUUAUUGAGGAAGUUUGAUGGAAGGAUCAUCAAUUUAGGUGCUAAAAAUGCUGUUAAUGUUGAUGCUGGGGAUGUUUACUCAAUGUUGACACCAGGUGAGAUAUCAAAUUUAUUUAUUAGGGAUGUUUUAUGAAUUGUGGAAUCUUAUAGGUGGUGGUGGAUAUGGACGGAAAAGAAAGUCAGAACAAAAUUCAGCAGAUGAUAAGGAUAUGGAAAAGAUGAAGACAUUUUAUGAGAAAGGGAGCGUAUUUGCUUAUCGUAUGAAUCAGGAAUCAGUUUAAGCAUGGAUACAUGGGAUCUAGGGGCGUCGGAAGAGAAGAGUAAGUUGGAAUCCAGGAAAUCCUGGCAUGUUAAAGAGUUAUUC